Messenger RNA from Triticum aestivum (bread wheat), 713 nucleotides. RefSeq names its product putative germin-like protein 2-2. Lineage: Eukaryota; Viridiplantae; Streptophyta; Magnoliopsida; Poales; Poaceae. The coding region runs from base 51 to 713 and encodes 220 amino acids. The record is from RefSeq and is a predicted model, not a curated record. The transcript is spliced from 2 exons. Gene Ontology annotation, molecular function: manganese ion binding.
CAGUGCCAUCACGGCUUGGUAUCUUGUUUUAGUGAGGUGAAAACAGAGACAUGGUGGCCAUUCGUGUGCUGCUCCUUGCAGGAGCUCUCUUGGCCUUUGCGUGCUCACAGCAUGGCGUCGCCGCCUCCGACCCCAGCCUUCUCCAGGACUUCUGCGUCGCUGACAAGACGUCCCAAGUGCGUGUCAACGGGCUGCCUUGCAAAGAUGCGACGGAAGUCGUCGCCGAGGACUUCUUCUUCUCCGGCCUUCAUGUGGCCGGCAACACGGCCAACAAGCAGGGCUCCGCAGUGACUGCCGUCAACGUCGCGCAGAUUGGUGGUCUCAACACCAUGGGCAUCUCCCUCGUCCGCAUCGACUAUGCGCCGAACGGCCUCAACCCUCCCCACACCCACCCGCGCUCCACCGAGAUCUUGACCGUGCUAGAGGGUUGUCUCCAUGUGGGCUUCAUCACCUCGAACCCUGAGAACAGACACUUCACCAAGGUUCUCACCAAGGGAGACGUGUUUGUAUUCCCCAAGGGCCUCGUCCAUUACCAGUUCAAUAAUGGGAAUACUCAUGCUGUGGCCAUCGCGGCGCUGAGCAGCCAGAACCCCGGAGUGAUCACGGUAGCCAACGCGGUGUUUGGAUCGGAGCCUGCCAUCUCAGAUGAUGUUAUUACCAAGGCAUUUCAGGUGGAGAAGAACACCGUCGAUUGGAUCCAAGCACAAUUCUAA